CGGUCGGGUCAAGUUUCCCAGGGCCGGGUCCACCACCAACGCACCACCAACGCACCGCCGUCCGUCUCCGUCCUCCACCUCCGUCGCAGCCGCCAUGAUCUCUUCGCUAGCAUGGAUCCGCAAGGGCGCCGCCAAGGAAUUCCCCGAAAAGUAUAAUCUCUCUGACCAAGAGUUCGAUCGCAUCGCCGGCGACAUUGGCAUCCAGGUCGCUGCCGCAAAGGAGGAGCUUCAGGCCGCCGAAGCCGCUGCCAAGAGGGCCAUCGCCGAGGACGAGGCUGCCGAGAGCGACGACCAAAACGAGGUGGCUGAUAAGAUUAAUCAGGACGACGACGGCGAUGAUGACGAGGAGGGCGAGGACCUCGUCGUCGAAGACAAGGAAGGCGAGGACCCGCUGGCCAAGUACAACCUGGACGACUAUGACCGGGAUGACGAGGAGGAGAGGGCCCGCAAAGACAUUCCCCUCUUUGGCAACAUCCGCGGGCUGACGUACUAUGCCUCAAACGAGGAGGACCCCUAUAUCCAAAUGAAGGAAGACGAUGAGGAAGAGGAGGAGCGCGCAGAGAUGCAGGUCCUGCCGACCGACAAUCUGCUCAUUGCGGCCAAGACAGAGGAUGAAAUCUCGCAUCUCGAGAUCUAUCUCUUCGAGGAAGAGGAGGACAACCUCUACGUUCACCACGACAUCAUGCUUCCGUCGUUCCCGCUGUGCAUCGAAUGGCUCGACUUUCACAUUGGACGAAACAAGGACAGAGAGGGCGCCGGCAACUACGUUGCCGUCGGCACCUUUGACCCCGAGAUCGAGAUCUGGAACCUUGACGUUGUCGACACCAUGUAUCCCGAGAUCAUCCUCGGAUCGCAGAAGCAUCAGGACAAGAAAGCCAAAAGGUCGCGCAAACCCAACCCAGAGCGCCACGUCGACGCCGUCAUGUCUCUUUCCUGGAAUCCCCAUCACCGCAAUCUAAUCUGCUCGGGCUCGGCCGAUCACACUGUCAAGCUGUGGGAUAUGAACUCGCCUGAGCGGGCCGUCAAGAGCUACGACCACCACAAAAACAAGGUCCAGUCUGUGGUCUGGAACCCAGUCGAGGCUACUGUCCUGGCUACGGGCGGAUACGAUAAGCGGGUGUGCUGCUUCGACUCGCGGUCGCCACAGGUCAUCUCCGAAUUCAAGCUUACUGCCGACGUCGAGUGUUUGAAAUGGGACCCGUUCCACCCGGAGCGGUUCUUUGUCUCGACCGAGGACGGCAUCGUCAAAUGCUACGAUGCACGCUCGCCCAAGGACUCGCUCUUCACUGUUCACGCCCACGACGGCGCCGUCAGCGCUUUGGACGUCUCUCGGAUCGUCGACGGCCUCCUGGUCACUGGCUCGACUGACAAGACCGUCAAGUUGUGGAACAUCAAGGACAACAAGCCCAGCUGCAUCUGCUCGCGCGAUGUCGGUGUUGGCAAGGUAUUUGCCGCCAACUUCAGCGUCGACUCGGCCAUGGUCCUGGCCGUGAGCGGUGCCAAGGGCAAAGUCGUGGUUUGGAACCUUACCGACAACGCCGGCGUGCGAAGUGCUUUCCGCGGCCAAGUCAACAUCCCGGCAUCAACAAAGCCCCGCAAAGAGUUUGCCACCGUCGAGGACGAAGAGGACGAGGAGCCAGAUGAGGAGGAGGGCGAGGAAAUGGAGGAUGGCGACGGCGACGAGGGCGGUAUGGAUGUCGACGCAUAGAGGCGGCAACGCUUUGCUGCCCAGCAUCCCCUGUGCUGUAUCAUCGCUUGUCAUUUGCCUUCAUUCUCGGACUCGUGGAUACGAUGAGGCCGU
Molecule: messenger RNA, 1801 nt
Organism: Polychytrium aggregatum
Lineage: Eukaryota; Fungi; Chytridiomycota; Chytridiomycetes; Polychytriales
Product: WD40-repeat-containing domain protein
Exons: 5
Coding region: 95-1708 (537 amino acids)
Biological process (GO): rRNA processing
Cellular component (GO): nucleus
Molecular function (GO): protein binding
Source: RefSeq, a predicted model, not a curated record